Lotus japonicus is the source of this 3233-nucleotide messenger RNA. RefSeq names its product phosphatidylinositol 4-phosphate 5-kinase 7-like. Gene Ontology annotation, biological process: phosphatidylinositol metabolic process. NCBI's taxonomy places the organism in Eukaryota, Viridiplantae, Streptophyta, Magnoliopsida, Fabales, Fabaceae. Gene Ontology annotation, molecular function: ATP binding; 1-phosphatidylinositol-4-phosphate 5-kinase activity. The record is from RefSeq and is a predicted model, not a curated record. The transcript is spliced from 11 exons. The coding region runs from base 945 to 2975 and encodes 676 amino acids.
UACAACUCUUGUUGUGCUGUAUCAACAACCUGACACGUGGUUCCAGAUUCCAAACGUCAAACGACGCCGUACCCUCUUCCUUCGAUUAAUUCAUGUUCACAAUUUCCUUUCGUUUCACUCAGGCAUUUUCACAAACACAAAGAGGUCAUGACUCAUGACAUGAUGUGUUUGUUCUUUCUCCAUUGAUUGAACAUGGUACAUAGCGUAUGUAGUACCGGGUCGAAUAAUUUUUUUUGGUGGUGGUGGGGUAGUGUCGGCUACAGAUUCGAAUAGAUAAAGCUAGUUAGAUAACGAUUGUUUGAGCUAUGCUUAUCUCACACUGUUUUUCAAAUUUGUUUGCUUCUUCAUGUUUCUGAUUCUUUGAGGACUUUUUCUCUGGUUUCAGUUUUGCUUCAGGGUAUUAAUUUUUGGCAUUCAAUCCAUCCAAAGUGAUUCUGGGAGAAGCUAUUGAUAGUAGCUUUUGUGGGGGGAUAAGUGAUUUUGGAGAAGAUUAAAAGUGAAUUCAAAUAUGCUGCUAUUUCACCAUUGAGCACAGUAGUGUCAUAAAGGUGAAAGCAGAGACGAACUUCCCAAUCAUAUCAGUGUGUUACAUGUUUGAACUUUUAAAGGAAAUAGCACAGAGUCUCGGAGUUAUCCUAAUGAAUCAGUGAAAGUCUGCAAGUCAUGGAGGAUAGUGGAAGUGUAGGUUUGAGGAGAAGUCCUUUUCAAAUGGGGAUGUCUACAUUGGUGAGAUCAAGGGUAUACUUCCCCAUGGAAAGGGAAAGUACACAUGGUCAGAUGGAACAGUAUAUGAGGGUGAUUAUGUAAAUGGAAAAAGGACAGGGAAAGGAGUUAUUACAUGGCCAUCAGGAGCAAAGUACGAGGGUGAAUUCUCCGGGAGUUUCCUUCAAGGUUACGGAACCUGUACAAAACCUUCUGGGUUUGUUUAUACAGGUGGCUGGAGGAUGGGUGCACAUCAUGGGAUCGGACAGAAGGUGUAUCCUAAUUCAGAUACUUAUGAAGGAUUAUGGAAAGAAGGAACUCGUGAAGGCUGCGGAAGAUACUCUUGGAACAAUGGAGAUAUGUAUAUUGGGAAUUGGAAAAGUGGGAAAAUAGAUGGUAGAGGGGUUAUGAAGUGGGCUAAUGGUGAUAUCUUUGAUGGUAGUUGGGUAAACGGGCUUAGACAAGGAUCUGGAGUGUAUAAAUUCGCCGACGGGGGGAUUUAUAUUGGGACAUGGAGUAAAGGUCUAAAGGAUGGAAAAGGAACAUUCUAUCCUGCUGGUAGUAAAAAACCAUCUCUAAAGAGGUGGUGUAGUGUUCUAAACAAUGAUGAUGAUGAUGAUUCGAUAUUGAGUUCAAAAGAACACGUAGCUCCAAAAUCAAGCAUUAAGCGUAGUCUUUCUGAAAAGCUUUCGGUCAGUGCUAGAUCAAAGAGUUCACAUCAUGGUCAAGUAUCUCACAGGACUGCAUCAUCGGAUGCAAAUUGGAGCAUUGAAAAUCCUGCUGGAGAUUGCAUAUGUUGUGAUUCUGCACCCACAUUAUCGCAGACCUUAAACGAAGGUCAACCUGAGGCAUCUGGUAAUCGUGCUUUGGUUUAUGAAAGGGAAUAUGUGCAAGGAGUUCUCAUUAUGGAGAGAGUUGGGAAGUACUCAGAUGUAUCACACAAAAACAAACGGCCAAAUAAGUUUAGUAUGAAGCAAGUAAAGAAGAGUUCAUUUAUGGACAUUCUUGGAGGCCGCCGAACCUAUUAUCUGAAACUUAAUUUGCAGCUUGGCAUCAGGUAUACUGUUGGAAAAAUUACACCAAUACCUGCUCGUGAAGUUCGGUCAUCUGAUUUUGGAGAUCGGGCUAGGAUAAGAAUGUACUUCCCCAAGCAGGGUUCGCAGCUGACUCCUCCACAUUGUUCUGUGGACUUCUACUGGAAAGAUUAUUGCCCUAUGGUCUUUAGGAAUUUGAGAGAGAUGUUCAAAUUAGAUGCUGCAGAGUACAUGAUGUCUAUUUGUGGCGAUUGUGGUCUAAGAGACUUAACUUCACCUGGAAAAAGUGGCAGCAUCUUCUUUCUUUCACAAGAUGAUAAAUUUGUGAUAAAGACACUGACAAAAUACGAACUGAAGGUUCUGCUCAAUAUGCUUCCCAAAUACUACAAUCAUGUAGGAAAUUAUGAGAAUACUCUUAUUACAAAAUUCUUUGGGCUCCAUCGAAUAACACUAAGAGGUGGGAGAAAGGUGCGUUUUGUAGUCAUGGGGAAUAUGUUUUUCACCGAAUUGCAUAUCCACCGUCGUUAUGAUUUGAAGGGGUCUACUCAUGGAAGAUGUACAGGCAAAGAUAAAAUUAAUAGCAAUUCAACAUUGAAAGAUCUUGAUCUAACAUAUGAAUUUCAUAUGGAUAAAAAAUUGCGAGAAUCCUUGUUCAACCAACUUUCUCUAGAUUGCAGUUUCCUGGAGUCUCAGCAAAUAAUUGAUUACAGUCUUCUGUUGGGAUUACAUUUUAGAGCUCCAGAGAAUCUAAAGGCUUUAGCAGAAUCUCCUGAAUCAAUGCAACAUCAGGAUAGCUUACCUUCUGGAGAUGUGAUUAUUCCUCAAGGAUUGUUAUUGGUUGCCCAUGAACCAAGCUUUCACAGCACUUCACCUGGAACCCACAUUAGAGGGGAAACAUUGAGGGCAUACUCCAUAGGUGGUCGGGAAGUUGAUCUUUUACUGCCUGGUACUGCAAGGUUGCGAGUUCAAUUAGGAGUAAACAUGCCAGCUCAAGCUACUCGCAAGCUUCAGGAGGAUAAGGUGGAGGAAUCAGAAGUGGAGCUUUUUGAGGUUUAUGAUGUGGUACUCUACAUGGGCAUAAUUGAUAUUCUUCAAGAAUACAAUAUGAAAAAGAAAAUGGAGCAUGCCUAUAAAUCACUAAAAAAUGACCCUAUGGCUAUAUCAGUAACAGAACCCAAGAUAUAUGCUAAACGUUUCCUCAACUUCAUGGAAAGAAAAGUUUUCCCUGAGACUCCCUGAAUAUAUGUUUUAGUUUCCUACCUUUCCUUUUUUAUUUAAUCCUUCUUUGUAAUUAAUUUUUUCCAAAUGAAGAGUAUUUUAUUUUGUCAGUUCAAUUUUGUUACAUUCGAUAUAAUUUUUUCAUAUGUAUAUUUUCUGUAAUUACAAAGGUGGUCUGCAAUUCAAACAGAUCUCAGAACGGCAGCGGCUUAGUGCCAUUUAAGAUUCUUAUACUUGAUAAUUGCUUUGUUGAGCUUCACUUGACACUUAAUUAUUUCA